AUGAAUAAAAUUUUAAAUGUCAUAUUUCAGAUUGGAGGAGAUAUUAUUUAUCUUAUAUUUACAGGAGCUAUUGCUGCAGUAUUUACUUUUAUUGAUGGAUUCCAUAUGGAAGUUCCAGGAGGAGAGAAUAAUGUAAAUGUAUUAUAUCCUUACCGAGACUCUACGUUUAGUGACCUUGUUGCUGCUAUUGUUAUUUAUGUUUCUGCUAUUAUGAUAAUAUUUGCAUUCCAAAUAAAAAGAUUAAGUUUAAGACAUUUUAUAUUUACUUAUAUUGGAUUAGGUGCUUCAGUGACUACAUGGUUAAUGUUUGUUCAAGGUGGAAAAAUAUAUGCUGGUAGACCACGUCCUAAUAUGUAUGCUUUAGUUGCACAAGGAAAAGAAAAAGAUGCUUGGAAGAGUUUCCCAUCUGGACAUUCUGCUGCAUCAUUUUGUGGAUACACUUAUCUUUCAUUAUACAUUGCAGGUGAGUUACGUAUAUUUAUUGACAGACCAGAGUUAUGGAGAAUGAUUCCAGUGAUUACCCCAUUACUUAUUGCAGGAAUUAUUGUGUUAACUAGAACAAGAGAUUAUUACCAUAACUUCAGUGAUGUUCUUGCAGGUUCGAUUAUUGGUAUUUUUUCUGCUUGUAUAGGGUAUUUUUCAAAAUUUGAAAGUCUUUUUAGUCCAAAGGCAGGUGAAAUAAGAUUUACUUGUCGUGGUCAUAAAAAGAAUAAUGAAGAUAUAUCAGAUGAAGAGAUGACCGAAAUGUCAUAA
Molecule: messenger RNA, 753 nt
Organism: Entamoeba dispar SAW760
Lineage: Eukaryota; Evosea; Mastigamoebida; Endamoebidae
Product: phosphatidic acid phosphatase type 2 domain containing protein, putative
Exons: 2
Coding region: 1-753 (250 amino acids)
Biological process (GO): phospholipid metabolic process
Molecular function (GO): phosphatidate phosphatase activity
Source: RefSeq, a predicted model, not a curated record